Molecule: messenger RNA, 1176 nt
Organism: Penicillium pulvis
Lineage: Eukaryota; Fungi; Ascomycota; Eurotiomycetes; Eurotiales; Aspergillaceae
Exons: 1
Coding region: 1-1176 (391 amino acids)
Source: RefSeq, a predicted model, not a curated record
AUGUCGAUUCUUCGCUCUACCGUUGGGGCCUUGCUGGCCUCUGGCAACGUCCUCCAGUCUUCUAGCGUGCCUGUCAGCAGUCAAGCUCAUGUCCACACGGCUGUCUGCAGUACAAGUCUUGGAUUGACUUCAGUCGCUUCCGUACCUACAACCACUAUUACUCAGCGCAUCCAUGACCCGUCGCCCGUCGUGGUCUUUAGCACAAUUCAUGACACCGUUACCGUGACUCCAACGGAGUCAACCCUGACGGCGACGGACUAUGAAACCACCACUGUCACUUCUACCGCAAGCACUGUCACAGAUGUGUUCUCAACAACUUCGACUGAGUAUGAUACUACAACUUUGACUGUCACCCCUGAUGACAUCACCUCAACUAUUUUUGUGACCGCGCCGAUCACAGUCACCACCACCUCAACCAUUGCAGCCUCUGAUGCUUUAACUCCUAUCGUGGACACUCUGACCACCACUACCGCCAUCGCUUUGAAGCGAUCCUUCGAACCCUCCCUGGACAGUGACUGCUCCCCCAUCCUGGAUGAUUACAGGUACGCCCAAGAGGUUGUCUGCCAUGAGAAGAUCAUCCUCAAGACCACGACAAUCUCAACUGUGACCGAGGCUCCCGCCACUGCCACCGCUGCUGCUGCUUCUACCACCGUGACAGAGACCAGUACCAUCACCACUAGCUCCGUGGUCGUUCCCGAUGAUGUCUCCACCACACUCAGCUACAGCACUACUUCCACCAUUACCGAAACUUCCACCGCAGAUGCUGUGACGGAUACUGUGACCUCUACUACGACCGUAACGGCUGCCGUUAGCACGACCUCCGCCUACGCUGCAUGCGCUACCAACAAUAUCGCUGGCGCUCCUCUUUCCUCGGACUAUGGCGGCUUGGCAGGAGAGUACAUCUACUCGUUGUCCUGGGGUACCGUUCCCGGUUACAGCUUGUCCGUGACUGCCUCAACCUCCGCUGAAGCUUGCUGUAUCAGCUGCCAGGAAAAUUCGGCUUGUGCUUUCACUUUCUAUUACGAAUUUUCCACCACCGCAUACUGCUACAUGAUCAAGACAACCACCUGCUCCUCGUCUUCUACCUAUGGCUAUGCUUCUGUGGGCUCCAGUGAAUUGACAUAUUCUUUCCAGGCGUCCAAUGGAAACUGUGGCCAGUUGAGAAAAGCUUCCUGA